Molecule: messenger RNA, 1056 nt
Organism: Vicia villosa (hairy vetch)
Lineage: Eukaryota; Viridiplantae; Streptophyta; Magnoliopsida; Fabales; Fabaceae
Product: probable potassium transporter 16
Exons: 1
Coding region: 1-1056 (351 amino acids)
Biological process (GO): potassium ion transmembrane transport
Cellular component (GO): membrane
Molecular function (GO): potassium ion transmembrane transporter activity
Source: RefSeq, a predicted model, not a curated record
AUGCUGGUCACAACAUGCAUGGUUGCUUCAAUAAUGCUUCUUAUAUGGAAGACAAGCAUAUUGUGGAUAGCUCUUUUCGUUGUGAUAUUUGUUUCGAUACAGAUUGUGUAUUUAUCGGCCAUGUUAACUAAAUUCGUUCAAGGAGGCUUUCUUCCUUUGGCACUUUCUUUGUUUUUAAUGGCCAUUAUGGGGAUUUGGCACUACACACACAGAAAAAGGUACUUAUUUGAGCUCAAGAACAAGGUUUCUAGUGAAUAUGUAAGAGAGCUAGUAAGCAAAAGGGUUGUAUCUAGAAUUCCAGGAGUAUCACUCAUAUACUCAGAACUGGUUGAAGGAGUUCCACCAAUAUUUGCUCAUGUUAUUUCCAACCUAUCGCACAUUCAUUCUGUAGUAGUAUUUGUUUCCAUGAAGUCCAUCCCUAUUAGCAAAGUUGGCUUAGAUGAGAGAUUUCUUUUCAGACAGAUUCAACCAAAAGAGUAUAGAAUUUUCCGCUGUGUUGUGAGGUAUGGCUAUAACGAUGUGAUUGGAGAACCAAACGAGUUUGAGCAACAAUUAGUAGAACAGCUAAAAGAAUUUAUUCGUGAUCAAAAUGUUACUUAUUUGAUUGAGGGAGUGGGAGGAACUGAUGCUGACCAAACUAAUCACAACUUGUUUGUAACAAGCCAAGAACAAUCAAACAGUGAUGACGUUGUAAAGGACAGAAAAAGUUCUUCCAAUAGAAUAGCACCAGCAGCAACUUCUUCAUAUCAGGGGGUGGCUGUGUCUGGUGCUUCAUCAGAUUCUAUUCAUUCAUUUGGAAUGACUAGUAGAAUCUCUAAUCAAAAUCUGCAGGGAAUGGAAGAGGAGAUAUCCUUUGUGCAGAGGGCAAUGGAGAAAAGUGUGGUGUAUAUGUUGGGAGAAGCAGAAGUAGUAGCAGAGCCAAACUCAUCUAUACUUAACAAGAUAGUUGUCAAUCAUAUUUAUAAUUUCUUGAGGAGAAAUUUCAGACAAGGAGAUAAUUUAAUGCAAAUCCCACGUUCUAGGCUUCUCAAGAUUGGAAUGAUAUAUGAAAUAUGA